AGUCCAUAUUUACAAAAAAAAAUAUAGAAUUAUUUGUGUUUGGGGAUAAAUUUGUUUUUGAAAGAAGCUUUUAUGAUUUGGUGAUUAACUAAGAACAUAUUUUCCAACAACGAAACUAUCUAAUCUUAUGUAAAUUAUUCGCAGUACAAAUAAAAAUUAUGACGAGUUUAUUAUCUUGCGGAAAUGCAAUCGGACAAAAGUUGGAUUUAACUUUAAAAGAAGAAUACCUGAAUGGAGAACAAUAUAUGAAUGAUGCAAACACUUUAGAUCCAGAGGCAUAUAUUAUAGAAAAUGCGAAAUGCUUUCUCUGUGAUCGUAAUUUUGUUGAAGGGGAAGGUACUUUUCUUAUUUUUGAAAUUCGUUUGCGUGAUGAUGGAGGAAUUGAUAAUCCUCUCUCGCUAAUAUUAUCAACAGCUCUAGGCAAAGAUCUGGAUGAAAAUAGUUCUCACUCACCUCUACUUUGCGAGUCUUGUAACAAAAAUAUUUUAGAAUUUGAGAGGCUGCUUCAAAAAUUUUGUGAAAAGCGUAUGCAAAUAAUUAAAUCGUAUAACCGAACAGUCCACAAGUAUAACAUUGAUCCUAUUAUAAUUGAUUGUGAAAGCGAAGUGACUCGUGGCGACAGUAUAUAUUUUGAUGAAAUAUCCAACAAUAUAAUAAUUGACGAUCUGCAUUGUAAAAAUAAAAGUUCAAACUGUGACGAUUCGCCAAAUGGCAGCAAUGAAUCAAAAGAAAUGGAAUCGAUUUGCGUUGGAGCAGACUUGGUAGAAGAAAUUAUUGAUUGUGACCCAAUAGAGGUCGAUGGAUCUAUUUUAAACCCCGAUUCUCCAUGCAUGGAGAAUAAUGAAGAUUUAAUUAAUGAUAUUCAUUGUAAUGGAACUAUUUCGGAUAUUAGUGAUAAAGCUGAACAAGAUUUGAUUAACUCUGAGUUGUUACCACACACAUUAGACAUCAAAAGCGAGGAGACAUUAAUAUAUGAUCCAGAUGACAAUGCUACACCAGCGAUAAAUUAUACAUUUGCUGCUGAAAAUUCGGUGCCAGAUGGUGAAAUGAUUGCCGAUGAACCAUUCAAAAUGGUUUUUGAGCAGGUAGACAACUUGUACUUUUGCUUGCUUUGUGGAGAGCUAAAGCCAUUGAGUGCGGAACCAUUCGCAGAACAUAUGCUACAGUAUCACGACCUAAACUUUUAUGCCUGUGAACAUUGUUCUGCUGGUUUCCUUUCAGCUGAAAGUGUAAAAGAGCACAUUGAAAAUACUCAUACAAAUUUUUGCAUAGCCACCGAAGUGGACUCUCCUGAAUACGAGUGCAAUGUAUGCCAACAAGUUUUUGCUAACCAUCGGUUACUUCGUGUGCAUAAACGAACUCAUAACAACACCUCCUUACAAUACGAAUGCUCUGAAUGUAAUAAGAAAUAUAGUUGCCAAAAUCUUCUACUUGAUCACAUGAACAUCCACAUAGGCCGCCGACCAUAUAAGUGCACAAAGUGUCCCAAAGACUUCACUUCAAAAUGUACAUUGCAAACACAUCUGAAAAUUCAUAGUGAACGACUGCGACCUUACAAAUGCAAUAAAUGUAAUAAAUCAUUUCUUAACCCACAAUCUCUUACUCAUCAUAAAAAGCUACACUUAGGAGAAAAGGCAUUCAUUUGUGAUAUAUGCUUAAAAGCCUUUAGCACCCAGCAUAAUUUGGAUAUCCAUAAGAUUGUUCAUACCGGGCAGAGACCAUUCGUGUGCAGAACUUGUGGUAAAGCUUUUGCACGUCGGGCUGAAAUUAAAGAUCACGAGCGUAUCCACACAGGAGAGAAGCCUUAUAAAUGUGAUAUGUGCGAGGCUGCAUUCGCACAGCGUUCUAAUUUAAUGACGCAUCGGAAGUCUACACAUUUAAAUGAAAAAUCGCACAAGUGCGAUCAAUGUGAUCGUUCUUUCAAAAGACGUCGAUUAUUACAGUAUCAUAUCAAUGCUGUACAUACAGGUGUGCGUCCCCACGAAUGUGAAAUAUGUGGAUCGUCAUUUGUGUAUCCUGAACAUAAAAAGAAGCAUAUGCUUAUACAUGGAAAUUCUAAGCCAUACACAUGUGAAGUAUGUGGCAAAGAAUUCAAUAGUUGCGCUAAUCGGAACGCCCAUCGAUAUGUGCAUAGCUCCAAAAAACCAUAUGAAUGUAUUAAAUGCGGGGCUGGGUUUAUGCGUAAACCAUUGUUAUUGGCGCAUAUGAAACAUGCGGGGCAUACAACCGAUACUAUAGUAAUAAACCAGCCACAUAUCAGUGGUAAGGGAAUGCUGAGUUUGGAAAGAGAGAUGAGCACUAUUGAUUCGUGCGAUGAUAUAUGUGAAGUUGCUGUUAGUUCGUCACAAGAAUCGAAUUCAAGUGUGUGCAAUGAAGGACUUCAACUUAUUCCACCUCACACAGAAGAUAUUUCCGACGUUGCGGAAACAGAGAGUGUGCAGUACCUCCAAUUUGACGACUUAGAUAAAGAUGGUCAUCAAGUAAUAACUUGGGUUGACAUUGGGCGUGACAAGCACGUGAUGUACUAAUAAUAGUUAAGUUUAUAAGAUAUUAUUAUGAAAAUAAUUGUUUUUUCAAAUUUUUAAUAAAGUAACCAAAAAAAGAUUA
Ceratitis capitata (Mediterranean fruit fly) is the source of this 2607-nucleotide messenger RNA. RefSeq names its product zinc finger protein 2. Lineage: Eukaryota; Metazoa; Arthropoda; Insecta; Diptera; Tephritidae. The transcript is spliced from 4 exons. The record is from RefSeq and is a predicted model, not a curated record. Bases 159 to 2528 code for a protein of 789 amino acids.